Molecule: messenger RNA, 2979 nt
Organism: Xyrauchen texanus (razorback sucker)
Lineage: Eukaryota; Metazoa; Chordata; Actinopteri; Cypriniformes; Catostomidae
Product: lutropin-choriogonadotropic hormone receptor-like
Exons: 11
Coding region: 84-2234 (716 amino acids)
Biological process (GO): luteinizing hormone signaling pathway; ovulation cycle process; male gonad development
Cellular component (GO): membrane
Molecular function (GO): luteinizing hormone receptor activity
Source: RefSeq, a predicted model, not a curated record
AUCCUCUCCAGUCUGAAACCCUUCAUGAGAACAGGGUAAAUCAGUUUAACGAGCCUGGAAACACUGUGAAAUUACAUGACAGUAUGUGGAAAUCUCUCCUUCUUGUCUUUUCUCCUCUAUUAAUGCCGUUCUGUGGCGGCGUUUGUUUCGUGUGUCCGGAGAUCUGCCGCUGUUCCCAGAAGAGCAUCACCUGCACGAGUGCAACAGAGAGCCUGAAGAGCAGAACCCAUGGCAGACUAGUUUUGAACUACAUUUCAGUAAGAACAAUCAGCAGUCACAGUUUCGAUGGCCUGAAAGGUGUCAAAAGAAUAGAGAUUGCGCAGAGUACUUCAGUGGAAACCAUCGAGACGGAAGCAUUCAACAACCUUCUGAAUGUCUCGGAGAUCUCAAUCCAAAACACAAGGAGCUUGGUUCACAUCCACAGGCGGGCGUUCAACCAUCUUCCCAAGUUGAGAUAUCUGAGCAUUUCCAACACGGGUAUAUCCGUAUUCCCUGACCUGACCACCAUCUUCUCUCUGGAGUCCUAUUUUAUACUGGAUAUAUGUGAUAAUCUCCACCUUCGGUCAGUUCCACCAAACGCUUUCAUCGGAAUGACGAGUGAAUACACCACAAUGAAUCUCUUUAACAACGGAUUUAGAGAAAUAGAGAGCCAUGCCUUCAAUGGAUCACAAAUAGAUAAACUGGUGUUAAAGAACAACAAAGAUCUGCGUGUGAUCCAUGAAGAUGCUUUCAAAAGAGCUUUUGGUCCUACAGUGCUGGAUGUCUCAGCCACAGCAUUGGAGACGCUGCCCUCUCGUGGUCUGGAGGAUGUGUUAAUGCUUGUGGCUCGUUCAGCGUUCGCCUUGAAGAGGUUGCCUCCACUGAAGGGACUAAAGAGCCUGAGAGAAGCCCACCUCACCUAUCCCAGUCACUGCUGUGCUCUGCUCAACUGGGACUCCAACAGGGAGGGUUCAGUUACUGCCGCAUUGAAAAAUGGAUCGUCACACUGUGGUGACCACAAUCCAUCGGCCAAAAGUCCGUCUGAAAGCACCUUUGAUGACUCCAUAAUGGUAGAUGUUCCUUUUGCACCAGACAUAGUCGGAUCAUCAGCGGAGGAGACUUUUGGAAGUGUGGACUUCUUUUACCCAGAGCUGGACUUGUGCCAGCGCAGACCAGCCCUCCAAUGCAGCCCUGAGGCCGAUGCCUUCAACCCCUGCGAGGACAUAGCUAGUUUUGGGUUCUUGCGGGUCGCCAUUUGGUUUAUCAAUGUCUUGGCCAUUGCUGGCAACCUGACUGUGUUGCUUGUGUUUUUUACAAGCUGCUGCAAACUGACCGUCCCGAGAUUCCUCAUGUGCCACCUGGCUUUCGCCGACCUCUGUAUAGGUGUGUAUCUCCUCAUGAUCGCCACUGUGGACCUCAGAACCCGCGGCCACUAUAGUCAGCAUGCUAUCGAGUGGCAGACUGGAGUAGGAUGUGGCAUUGCCGGGUUCCUUUCUGUGUUCGGUGGUGAACUGUCUGUGUACACGCUAUCAACCAUUACGGUUGAGCGCUGGCAUACAAUCACUCACGCUUUGAGGCUAGAACGACGCCUGGGGUUAAGUCACGCAUCUGCGAUAAUGGUCGCUGGAUGGGUGCUCUGUUUAGGCAUGGCCCUACUCCCCUUAAUGGGCGUCAGCAGCUACAACAAAGUCAGCAUGUGUUUGCCAAUGGACAUCGAGACUCCUUUAUCCCAGGCCUAUGUCAUACUCCUACUUCUAUUCAACGUCAGCGCUUUCCUGUUGAUUUGUGGCUGCUACAUGUGCAUUUACACCGGCGUGCGCAAUCCGGAGUUCCCUGGACGAGCUACAGACACCAAGAUCGCCAAACGCAUGGCCGUGCUCAUCUUCACUGACUUUCUGUGCAUUGCGCCCAUCUCGUUUUUCGCCAUCUCUGCCGCUUUCAAACUGCCACUCAUCACGGUCACCAACUCCAAAAUCCUUCUGGUGCUCUUCUACCCCAUUAACUCUUGCGCCAAUCCCUUCCUCUAUGCCAUUUUCACUAGGGCGUUCCGGAAGGACGCUUGCAUCCUGCUGAGCUCCAUGGGCUGCUGCAAGAGCAGAGCCAACUUGUACCGAAUGAAGAUGCACUGCUCGGAGAACAUCAACAGAAACAAAAGCAGCUUUGGCUCCAACGCCAACACUAAAGCACCACAAGCUGUCAUGUGGAUGUCGACGUUUCCCCAUUUGACACCUCAAUCCAAGAUGCAAAGAGUCUAGAAGAACAGAUGGGUUACAGAGACAUUCUCCUUGUUAACCUCAAAAAGGUCAUUAGCAUUCGACCUGUCUUGUUUAUCGCUGUAUUAUAUACAGUGACAUUUUACCAGACAUUUUAGUUGCCAAGUUUAUCCUGUUCUUCUGCCCUUAAACUUGAAUCUGAAUCUGAUUUGAGAGACAUCUGGAAGACAAUAGUUUUCCGAGGACAGUCUCAUUGUCUCUCGUGUCUCUCAAGUCAUUGACUUAUAAUUCAAAAGAUGCACAGAUCUUUCAAGAGAGGCAUAUGACACUGGAGUAUCAGGAAAUAUAAUAUCAAAAAGGGGAUUAUUCAGCAUUAUGUGACCAUUUCUACAAUGUUGUGCAUUUUACACACAUUACCUGUGAGAUGGGAAGCAUCGUCUGACUUUGCAUCGAUUUCAGUAACGCUAAACUGAAUUCUUGCUGCUGCAAGAGCAUUUUAACCCUCGUGGUACGAAUUCAUACUGGUCAUACCCGUUUACAGUGCCAUUCCCAGUUUAAUUGCAUUUGUUAAUGUAAGAUUGUUUAUUGUGGAAAAGAUUUUCCAGCUCAGUUUUUAAGUACAAAACUUGUCUAAAUGCUCUAUAGGGAUAACUUAAAUAAGUUAUUGCUGAUUUUAAAGUUAUAUAUCUUAAUUUAUUUAUGUGUUUUUAUAGCAUGUAACAGCGUCACCUUGUGGACAAUACGAGUAUUCUGAUUGUUAUUAUCUUUAUCCAUGCAAUUUGUGAAG